Centropristis striata (black sea bass) is the source of this 3388-nucleotide messenger RNA. It is a transcript of the gene sfxn1, whose product is annotated as sideroflexin 1. The coding region runs from base 131 to 1099 and encodes 322 amino acids. Gene Ontology annotation, biological process: serine import into mitochondrion; monoatomic ion transport. The record is from RefSeq and is a predicted model, not a curated record. The transcript has 11 exons. Gene Ontology annotation, cellular component: mitochondrial inner membrane. Gene Ontology annotation, molecular function: monoatomic ion transmembrane transporter activity. NCBI's taxonomy places the organism in Eukaryota, Metazoa, Chordata, Actinopteri, Perciformes, Serranidae.
UUCCUGGGGCUGGGGGGAUGUGCCUCUGUGUGCUCUGUAGCUGUGCUGACGCUACUGCAUGUAAAAUUAGCUGGCUGCAGCCUUUCAGGGACACCUCUUGCGGACCGCCGGAGCCCACAGUGCAAUAAAUAUGGCAGCAGAGCUAUCCACCUCCAUAAACAUCAAGGAGCCCCGGUGGGACCAGAGCACAUUCGUAGGUCGGGCCAAACAUUUCUUCACUGUCACAGACCCCAGGAACAUUCUCCUCACCAACGAUCAACUAGCACAUGCACACAAAGUCAUCACUGACUACAGAAAGGGUGUAGUCUCCCCAGGACUGACAGAAGAUGAACUGUGGAGAGCCAAAUAUAUUUUUGAUUCAGCCUUCCAUCCUGAUACUGGAGAGAAGAUGAUCCUGAUUGGCCGCAUGUCAGCUCAGGUGCCAAUGAACAUGACGAUCACUGGAUGCAUGAUGACAUUUUACAAGACAACUCCAGCUGUGUUGUUCUGGCAGUGGAUCAACCAGUCUUUCAAUGCAAUAGUCAAUUACACCAACCGGAGCGGUGAUGCUCCCAUCACGGUCAGUCAGCUUGGCACAGCUUAUGUGUCUGCCACCACAGGGGCGGUUGCCACCGCUCUAGGACUAAAUGCACUAACAAAGCACAUCUCACCCCUGAUUGGACGGUUUGUUCCAUUUGCUGCUGUAGCUGCUGCUAACUGUAUCAACAUCCCUCUGAUGAGACAAAGAGAACUUCAACACGGCAUUCCCAUCACAGAUGAGAAUGACAACAGGUUAGGAGAGUCUACAAAAGCUGCACAGCAGGCCAUCUCUCAGGUUGUGGUCUCCAGGAUCCUCAUGGCUUCUCCAGGAAUGGCUAUCCCUCCGUUUUUAAUGAACCAUUUGGAAAAGAAGGCCUUUCUGAGGAAGUUCCCAUGGAUGAGUGCACCUAUUCAAGUCGGCCUGGUGGGAUUCUGCCUGGUGUUUGCCACUCCACUGUGCUGUGCAUUGUUCCCUCAGAAGAGUUCUAUGUCAGUCAGCCGCCUGGAGCCUGAGCUGCAGGAGAAAAUCCGGGCCAGCCACCCCGGGGUGGAGAGGGUCUACUUCAACAAAGGGCUAUGAGUGUGUAGCCCCCUCAUCCAAACACUGCCAUAACACAGCUGCACCGACCGAGCGGUCCUCACCUCUCUGCCAGCCCUCCUCAUUCAGUGUGCCAAAGUUAAGUUUGUGUCUCCUCAUUUCCACCAUUCAGAUGGACACCUGAGGACUCUCCCUCUCUCAGUCUCUUUGUAAUGAGAUGUUCGCUUUUGUCAAUGUGAUUGUCGAUUUUAUUGUAACUGCUAGAGAAGUUUUUCUCCGACUGGGCCGGAUGAAAAGUAUGAUGGCAGAUACUGUAUAGUGGCCAGUGUAAGGUUGUCUAAAGUGGACAUUUUUCUGUGAAGUAUUUUUUUUAAGUUGGUGACUCUGUCAUCACCAAACCAUUUUCAUAUCUGAGGUUGGCAGUCAGUUUAUUUCUUACCUGCAUUAUUAUUGAUUAUAAUCAGAUUUUAACAUUGAUUAUACAAAGACCUCAUGCAUUUGCCAAAUCUGUACACGUUUUUUAGACCUCAUCACCGAUUACAACCUCCUACUCUUGACCGUGUCGUUUCAAAGAAUGGCAUUCACUCUAACUCACUCUAAUUCAGUUCAUUUUGCCAAAUGAGUGAUAUCCAGCGAGCCUCGAGGCCUCUUGACAUCUAAUCAUGAAUCUGAAAAACAACUCUCCAGGGAUCCACCCUAUAAAAUGUGAUGCUAUGAUGGUGGCAGCCAUUGAUGGGCCAACACGGUGCUAUUUGAUGUCUUAAUAAUCAGUGUUUAUCAUACUAUUUAUUCUGCUUGCCAAACAUGCAUGAACAAACCACUCCUCAUAUGAUUUAAUCUCUGUGAAAAAUAUUUUUUCUGUAAAUUCAGUCACGCCGAGGCCACACUCAGGCGAGCUGAGCGGCGGAGACAAAACGUGUCAUAAAUGAUCAUUUUAGGGAAACACACUGGUUCUCACUUACUAAUCCAUAAUCUGCGAUAGUUAAUCCAGGAUUUUAUGAUCAUAGCAUUUAUACCACCAGUAUUCAUUCAUGCCUUACACAGACUUGUACGUUCAGCAACCUUAGGGGUCUGAAUCAUCGCACAAAGUGACAUAUUUUAGAUUUUGUCAUAAGAGGUAUUAUACAGGAUUCCCACAGUAAUUAACUAUUUGUUUUGCCGCAUUGUUUUCCAGACAUGCAUCCACUUGGUAAUGUAAAAUUUUUAUAUGAACAGUAACAGAAAAGUUAAACAUUUUUCCAUGAACUUCUGUGGGAACCAUGAAUAUAAUGAGAUUAUAUAUACAUGCAUUAGAUAUGGAUGUCAGUAUUGUAUUACUGACAUAGAUAUAGUAUUUUAUAAGGCUAGAAAGAUACACAGAAGGAUCCAUUUAACUAAUGUGUGGUUUAAAUAUGAACCGAACCUGCUCUGUGGACUCAUCACAGAGAUCUGACCUCCACCUGUGAAUUCACAGUUAAUAUCCUGGAUCAUUGACAACCCCGCGCUCAGUUUUUCACUGUAUGUUGCUGUUAAAGUGAGAAUAUGCACACAUUAGUUAUAACAUCAGCACACUAUCAGAGAUAAAGCAGGUGCAGUCUUCAAUAUUCAGAUGAUAACGACCUGUCCGGUAUAUUUGGACGCAGUUGGUUGUGUGAGCCUGCUACUGUUUUUUUUACGGUACAAAGAAGAAUAAAGAAUUCUUUAUUAUUCGGCAUUUAAAUUCAGGGAUCGCAGUGAAAAAAGAUGGACCUGAAGCCAGAAAACAACAAGCAGUUUUAAGCAAACCUAUCUUCAUUCUGAAAGUUUAAAAAUUAUUUUAGUCUCCAGUGUGUGUUAAAGUCAUUUGGUCCAAAUGCUAAUGUUUACAUUUAAAUUGCAUAAAAAUGCUUGUGAACAAUGAUUUGAUUGCAUCUUUUGCUCAUCAUGGUGUGUAAUUUCUGUAAGGUGUUUAAUGUUUAAUAUAAUGUAAAUCUACUUACAUAUAUUGCUGUAUAAGUAACUUUACUUUAGAUCGUCAGUGUUUCAUGAGAGAUGUGUUGGAGUCGGAGCCGUUCCCUAGCUGGUUUGAAGUGAAGUUUGUUAUUAUUCUAGUGUUAAAAGGUUAACUGAAUGUAGCAUUUUGCAAUUAACAGCUGUUUACGAUGUGUUAGUCCAGAGAAGCACAAUGUUGUAACAGAUUUAAAAUGCUGCACAUUUUAAAAACUUGUUAAACCUGUUCAGUUUCCUGACCACAAUGUUUUUGAGUACACUGAUCUGUGAGGGAGGAAAGAAAGAUAAAUACGAAACUUUCCCUUUGGUUGACAUUAUUUCCGAGUGUCCCCUGACCUCUGACUGCAUCCCAUGAGAACUAAC